AUGGAGUAUUUUAUCCAAGAAAAAGUUAUGUCUAACAUUUGCAAUCAUAAAAUAUUUAUUAUGACGUCAAUUCUAGUCUUACUUUUAUACAUUUUAAUGUGGUUCCGAAAAAGACAAACGCUAACAAGCUCCUUGUCGAUUUUUGAAGUUCCAUUAAUUAUGUCAUGCUGUUCCAUUACUAUCUCGGCUAUUUAUCUACUUUUGAAACAAUUUUUGAGAACAGAAAAUUAUGAAAGCGAAAGCAAAGUCAAUAUCUAUAGUUUGAUGUUUUACGUGAGCACAGACUUCAUUACUAUGGCAAAUAAUGUUGUUCUACCUUUGUUGUUCAGUCAUACCCUAUGUUUUUUCAUCAAAAGCAUAAAAUUCCGUGUUUUCAUGGUCUUUAUCAGUUUAGUAUACACCAAUUUAAAAUAUUUCAUACUCAUCAAACUCGUGCCAAAUUUCAAGCAAUUCUAUUUUAUAUCUAACAUGAACCCUGCAAACUGUCUGGUCAUCAAUCCUAUCGACUUAUCAAUGAUGUUUCUUACAGUAUGUUUUGUUUUUGUACGACUACGAUAUUUGAAUGAAACCUUAACCUAUGAAGACUCUAUCGUUAUAUUGGAAAUUGUGGUCUUUAUAGUAAUCAAAGUUUAUGGGUUAAUUGCUGAUAUGAUAUCAAUUAAUUUAUUCAAAAAAGAAAUGCUUCUUACAAUUAUGAUGAAAGAUCUGAAAACUGAAGUGUUGCUUGCUAAAAAUUAUCAAUUUAAUCAAUUAAUACUGCCGUAUCUGUUUGUAUUUUGUGGAGUUUUAAUACGACUAGAUGAUCUAAGAAAGAAAACAAAAGUUCAAAUGUCUGAAACAAAUGGAAAUGGACAGCACAAGUGUAACAUUGAAGGAAAAAAUAAUAAUACAGCAAAUCAUUCUGAUGUAGUUGGAGAAAAUUUAGAGAACGAAUAA
Molecule: messenger RNA, 936 nt
Organism: Caenorhabditis elegans
Lineage: Eukaryota; Metazoa; Nematoda; Chromadorea; Rhabditida; Rhabditidae
Gene: C02H6.3
Product: G_PROTEIN_RECEP_F1_2 domain-containing protein
Exons: 2
Coding region: 1-936 (311 amino acids)
Source: RefSeq, marked reviewed